AUGGCAGACGAAGCUCAGAUGUCGCAAUCCUAUCUCUCGUCCUCGACGUCAUCACUCGUACCUAUGUCCAGCAAACAAAUAUCACAGGUCUACAAACAAGCAUCCCAGCUGUUCCUCACACGCAGACUCCAAGAAUCGCUUUCGCUGCUCGAGCCUAUUAUCACACCGUCUCCCAGCCAGGAAACCGAACAAGAGAAUGGAGAUGGUGAUUCUCCAACGCCGCCACAGCUCGCACCUAUUACAACGGCCUCCAGUAAUCUAAAGAUCAAGAUAUGGAACCUUUAUAUUACAAUACUCAGCGCCGUUGUUGACCUUGGACCCGAAGAAGGGAGGGCCCAAUUUGGUCAGAAGGAAUGGAAAGCUAUUGCAACCAAAGUCAGAGAAGGCGAGGUUUGGGAGACGGUGGUGAGCAUGGGCUACCGCGGCAGGGAAGGAUCUGUGGAUGCAGAUAUCGUUUAUAACUUGGCCACUUUGCUCCUGAACCAUUCUGCGUCGCAGAAAUUGAAUCAAGAACGGCUUGAAACGUACCUGUCUUCCUACGGCCAGCCUGAUUUAGAUGUCGCCGCGCAUCUACAACAUCUCUCAUCCGGAAAACGAAAGCAACGGAUGACCUCUGCGGCCGGAACGGACACACCAAAAGAUCUGGCUGUACGAGUCAAGCUCUUAGAAAUAUUCACCUUACAUGUUCUCCCCCGAAACGACGAAUGGGAAUACGCUAGAGAAUUUAUCAAUCUUAGCGAAGCCUUAGAUGAUGAUAGGAAGGAAGCUUUCAUUCAGACGCUGGAUAAUCUACAGGAAGAAAAGGAAAGAGGAGCUCAACGGGCGGCCGAAAUUCAGCAAGAGAAAGAAGAAGAGCUAGAACGACAGCGAAAGCAAAGAGAAGACGAGGAAAGGCUAAUAGCUGAGGAAGAAAGGGAGAAACAAGAGCGAGAACAAAAGCAGAAACGUCAGCAGGAGUCCUCCUCGUCGUCUGGAGGAAAGUCAACGUCCAACCAUAAAAGAUCAAGUAGUGAAGUUGACUACGGAAUUGAGAAGUCGAAUCCAAACUCCGCUAUGAAAACUCGAGUUGUUAAGCCGGCACUGAAGAAGUCAACAUCCUCGGAGCCAUCAUCAGCUAAGCAAACGAAGAAGAGUACAACAGGGAAAUCCCAACCUCUUCUACUUGCACGAAUGCGAGUGUUGGCGAAUCUACUGGUCACCUUUAUGAAGAACCUGGCUCGAUCGCUAGCCUCAAACCCACUAUCUUAUUUAAAAUCUCUCCUUGUCGUUUUAGGCGUCCUCAUGGCCCUAGGGAGGUCAGAUGUUCGCAAUCGCAUUCGCCAAGUCACCGGCGCUGGCUGGCAGAAGGUCAGAGGUACCAUUGGUAUGGGCGUUAAGGUCAGCUAUAUUUAA
This is a messenger RNA of Arthroderma uncinatum, 1392 nucleotides long. RefSeq names its product peroxin 26. NCBI's taxonomy places the organism in Eukaryota, Fungi, Ascomycota, Eurotiomycetes, Onygenales, Arthrodermataceae. The coding region runs from base 1 to 1392 and encodes 463 amino acids. The record is from RefSeq and is a predicted model, not a curated record. The transcript is spliced from 2 exons.